AUGGGUACCAAGAAACGUAAGGAGUCGUCGGCUGCAACCGAACAGCCUCUGAAGAAAAGCAAGAAAUCAAAGACCACCGACAAGAAGGAUGCGUCCGAAACCGAGCUCAAGAAUGCCGCUGCGAUUGCUGAGCCCAUCAAAGUCUUGAAAGUCACGUCCGAUGACAAGCAAGAAACCCCCCCAUCCGACAGUGUCGCUGCAAAGAAGUCAAAAAAAUCCCGCAAACGAGCUUCCGACUUCAUGAAUGAUGAUGGGUCACUGGUGCCAGCAGACACUGCAGGUACAGCUGAGGGGGACAAACCUGCCGAUAAUAUCGUCGAGCCAGUCAAGAAGUCAAAGAAGGAGAAGAAGGACAAGAAGGACAAGAACAGCAUCAAUGGCGAGACCCUCACUGCUGAUGGCGUCAAUGGCGUGAUAGAGCAUAUCGGGGCGGAGAAUCUCGAGACUGCAACCUCGCAUAAACCCGUGUCCACUUCAAUGCAGGCGGAGGCCGAACGGACCCUCGAGCAUGAGCUUGAAGAGGAGUUUGGUGGCUUUGCCAGUGGGGACGACCAGGAGGCUGCUGCCGAGGUCGAGGCAGAUGACAAUGCCGCCGCUCUACUGGCUGGAUUUGACAGUGACACCGAGGACAAGCAAGAAGACGAACGGUUCGACUUUGGAACAACGCCUCCUUUGCCCAAAUCGAAGAAGACCCAAAAGAAGUUGGAGAAAGCCAAAGCAAAAGGCAAUGACAAUGGUCCCGGAACUGUCUAUGUUGGCCGCAUACCUCAUGGAUUCUACGAGAAGGAGAUGAGGGCUUACUUUUCUCAAUUUGGAGACAUCACCCGACUGCGGCUGUCCCGAAACAAACGCACUGGCGCGUCGAAACACUUUGCCUUUAUCGAAUUCGCUUCCAACGAGGUCGCAAAGAUCGUGGCGGAGACUAUGGACAAUUAUCUGAUGUUCGGUCACAUUCUCAAGUGUAAAUACGCCGAAUCCGGUUCUUUACACCCUGAUGUCUGGAAAGGCGCAAAUAAGAAGUUCCGGAAGAUCCCUCACGAGAAACUCGAACGGGAGCGUCUUGCCGCACCCAAGACGGAAGAGCAGUGGCAGAAAAAAAUUGAGAAAGAGCAACGCAGACGGGACAAGAAGGCCAAGAAGAUGAAAGAGAUCGGGCUAGACAUGCCGUCCUCAACUUUGACAACGCCUUCAACUGCCUUGAGCCAGAAGUUGGCCGCUGGGGAGGGACUGAAACAAAUUGAGAAUGAGCAGGAUGCCCCUGCUCUGGCUAUUCAGCCCGCAAGUGAUCUGUCUGACGACAAAGUUGCCGUGGAAGAAGGCAAGAAGUCAAAGAAAGAAAAGAAAAAGAAUAAAACCAAGAAAGGCAAGACAGACGAAGCUGGUAUCGCCUUGAAUCCCACGUUAGUGUCAGAGUCCACGGAGACGCCUGCUGAAGGUGAAGCCCACAGCACUGCUGCCGAAGGUGAGGGAGAGCCGCAAAGUGCGGAGGCAAAACCCACUAUCAGUCCGACUGAUACAGCAGAUCAAAGUGCAACAACAACCUCAAACGACAUGUUCAAGGCCGAGAGAAAGGCAUUGAAGAAGGCAAAAAAGGCAGCCAAGAAGUCUAACGGUGUCGCUGAGUCUGGUGAGACCGUGCAAACGGCUGAAGAAUCUGCUCGAGUUCCUGCGCCAGACGUAGCAGCAGAUGCCAAAGCAGAGCUCGCAGCUGACUUCAUCUCACUUGGUCAACUCGAUGACAGCGAGGGCAAUCCGAAGUCGGGUUCGAGCCCGGCUGAUGGCAAGAAAUUAAAACCUUGGAAGGUAAAGAAGCCCAAGAAGGAACGCAAGAAUCUUGUCAAAGCUCGAGGGCCAAAAUCUAAACUGGUCUCCACGAAGCCGAAGCCAGACCCCAACGCCACGGGUAAGAUUCCGGGUCUUCCGCUUCUGGGCAAGGGCAAGUACGACAAAGCCACACGUUUGGCGCAUAAGGAAAUGAAGAAGAAGCUUCUUGCCGAACGUGCAGUCAGGGGCGGAAGAAGCCGUGGUGCAGCUGGAGCUCAGGAUUAG
Cladophialophora psammophila CBS 110553 is the source of this 2049-nucleotide messenger RNA. RefSeq lists its product as uncharacterized. Gene Ontology annotation, cellular component: nucleolus. Gene Ontology annotation, biological process: maturation of LSU-rRNA from tricistronic rRNA transcript (SSU-rRNA, 5.8S rRNA, LSU-rRNA). Lineage: Eukaryota; Fungi; Ascomycota; Eurotiomycetes; Chaetothyriales; Herpotrichiellaceae. The record is from RefSeq and is a predicted model, not a curated record. The transcript is spliced from 2 exons. The coding region runs from base 1 to 2049 and encodes 682 amino acids. Gene Ontology annotation, molecular function: RNA binding.